Cannabis sativa is the source of this 780-nucleotide messenger RNA. RefSeq names its product B3 domain-containing protein REM9-like. The transcript has 4 exons. The record is from RefSeq and is a predicted model, not a curated record. Gene Ontology annotation, molecular function: DNA binding. Bases 1 to 780 code for a protein of 259 amino acids. Lineage: Eukaryota; Viridiplantae; Streptophyta; Magnoliopsida; Rosales; Cannabaceae.
AUGACUGUAGAAGAAAAAGAUGAAGCUUUAUCUAGGACUAAAAACUUCACAUCCCAAAACCCAUAUUUUCAGAUUGUCUUACAAAGGACACAUGUGCACCAUCAAUAUGACAUGGCCUUACCAGCAGAGUUUUGGAGAGAGAAUGUCCAUGAAAAAUCUGAUCUUGAUGUUACUCUUUAUGUUCCUCAUGAGAAGAGGACUUGGGUCGUAAAACGUCAGACAACAACUUUAAAUGGCUCACCAAGAGCUGCAUUCUCGAAAAGAGAUUGGCUGGAAUUCGCUGAGGAGAAUAGGUUGAAAGUGAACGAUGUUUGUAUAUUUGAACUGACUAAUAAAAAUGAAAUGAUAUUCAAAAUUUUCAUCAACCGAGUGACACAAUGUUAUCAAAACAACCAACAAUCCGAAGGAAAUGUGAAGUUUGUAUCCGAAUCUAAAGAUCACACAAGCAGCCAUGAUAGUCAAGGCGCGCCUUCAUCUUUAAGGGGUGACAAAUUUUCUGAAGUAGCAACCCAUGAACAAUCUAAUCGCAGUUUCAAAGCUGUAUUGGGGGAGUCUGUUUUUCAACCAAGGGUUGGAAAGAACUUGUGGGAUGUUAAUUUGGCUAGUAAUGGAUGUGGACUGGUUUUAUGUGGUGGAUGGCGUAGAUUUGCUAGGGAGAACCAUUUGCAGCCUGGACAUUCUUGUGUCUUUGAAUUGGUUACCAAAGAAACAGAUACAGAUAAUAGUGCUUUGUUAAAUGUUACCAUUUCUAGACCAAUUAAUAAUGCUGUUGUUAUAUAG